ACAAAAAAAGUUGGGCCGGAUUUUCUCCCCUCGGCCUCUUCGUCUACCCGUCGCUUCCGCUUGGACUCCGACCAGUGGAGGGCAACCAGCCGCCGCCGCCGGCCGCCGUCUCGUCUUGGGAUCGCACGCGGCGCGGAAGAGGUAGGGUGGUUGCUAGUGAGGAGGGAGGUGGUUGGAGGAGGAUGAGCGAGGGGAGGCCGGUGCCGAGGAGGGAGAGCCCAUGGGGCUUGCCGGAGGGGGACAAGCGGGAGCCCAAGGCGCACCGCUGCAACGACCGCGCCGAGGACGUCGUCCAGGCUUGCUUUGAGGGGAAUCCUUUCAAGACAGUUCCAGGUCCAUUCAAGCUCUUUUGGCAAUGCAUGCGUUCGAAACCUGGGGAGGAGCCAACGGAGCCGUAUACUUACCUGCAGCUGGAUCCUCCCAAGAGAGCGGAAGUCAAGCUAGAGUAAACAGCACCUAAGUCGUCCACAAGAGUGUUUAGUUUAUUUCAUAGUGGUUUGCCUUCAAAACAACGCCUUUAUCUCCUAGGGACCAUGUUGUGCACAAUGCCUUAUGUUUGCAUAUUCAAGAAUAAAAAUUUGACAAUCCUGAUCCAGAGUAAUGCCUUAUGUUUGCAUGUUUGAAAUUGCUGUUGCUGAUGUAAGAAUUCCCUCCCGAUAGAAUGAUACCUGCACUUUCAAGAUGAGUUACUCAGGGCCAAAAGAGUAAAAGGCCCUGCUCAACUUACUAUUUUUUUGACCCCACGAAAAAGAGUGAAAUGGCUUCUGAAACAGGUUCACU
This is a messenger RNA of Oryza sativa Japonica Group (Japanese rice), 780 nucleotides long. RefSeq lists its product as uncharacterized. The record is from RefSeq and is a predicted model, not a curated record. NCBI's taxonomy places the organism in Eukaryota, Viridiplantae, Streptophyta, Magnoliopsida, Poales, Poaceae.